AUGAAAUGCGCCAGGCAGCUCUUUGGUCGAAGAGGCGCGCCUAGAUCUAGGCCACGCAUCACCCAGUCCCAAGAAGGCAGACAGACCGAGGAUUCUAGCGGACGGUAUGGACAUCAUGCGACAGAUCCCAGUGAUACUGACGUUGUUACCACAAGAGAUAUGGACCUUGCCGGCAGCCGCCCACGAGGGCGCAAAAGAGGGCGCGGGGAGGAUAGUUCGCGAGGUCCUUCAGAGAUGGCGCCCCAUCAAAACGGCAGCACACCAGAUGACCGCGACGGCAAUGAACAUGCGCCUAUCAUGAACACUCAGGCAGCACAAGACAGGGAGAAUCUUUCUCACUGGCAGCCCACAACCUCCCCCGAGAAGUCGGCGUGGAAAGAACUCAAUAAGGACUGGCACCGGAGUAUGCGAGACGCCGAAGUCUACUACAGCAAAGAUCGACGUGGCACGAGCAAAGAUUGGUACGAAAGACCCGGCCGCCCGGGGUGUUCUAUUCCCAUAUUUGAUGACAUCUGGACGGCCAGCGACGAGCUCAACUUGGGUUCUCAGGGGUGUGGCCUGGCCUUGAUGAAUGCCUUGGAGAAUCUGAAUGCGAAUGAUGGACAGGCACUUUGUACACUCUUCGACAACUGCUUGCGCCUUUUCCGAGCAGAUCCCCUCACCCUAUUCUCGAUUCAAAACCUCGAGUUUGACAACCCCCAGAUUGACCAUGAUGAAGUGCAGGCAACAACCCCGCUCUGGUCUUCAGACUUUUGCCGAAAGCUCAGCGUUCUCAUGGCACAUCCCAUGUGGAAAGGCAAGAAGCCACACUCAUUCAUGCUCUUCGCCAUCAAAUGGGUUGUCAUCUGUCGUACCGACGAUCGCCACCCUCCUCCACAGUCAGACAUUGAGUUACUGAAAUGGGUUGGCACUAGCCUUGACCCAGACGCCAACGACAAGCCCUUUGGUAUACACCAUCAAGAGCAUCAACACAACAUUCGAGAGCAAGGAGGCUGGUCAUCGCCCGAGGCAGAUCUAUUGUCUGCCAUAUGGAGAAUGACGGGUUCAUCCGCACGACUUACUCGUGCUGCUUCAGACCCAUACGUUGUUUCGACCGCAGACCUCACCGUCCUCAUCGACGCUCUGGAUGGUCUUGGUCAAGGGGGCAUGAAGAUCAGGUGCGAGGUUCAUUACCAGGUGUUUCAAGGCACCCACAUAGGUCCAGUCUACCCUUCCGGAAUUGCAGAACUCAAGACACUCUACAGAAACUGUUGGCUUAAUGUCCAAAGAGCCAAGGCACGGCGGGAGCGAGAAGGAAACUCGCUCAGUGGAGGAGGAGCUACCCAGGACCCUUACUUAUCCAGGUCUGGCUUGGGCCUCGGAGGCGAAGAGGAAGAGGGAGAAAUACAGAGCGGACUCCUCUCGAUCGAUGAUGUUGCCACCCCCAAGACUCAUCACUCAUCGCCAUUGAUCAAUUCGGGCGACACCGACACGCAAGACCCAGAUUCCGCUCUGCUCCAAAGUCUACCGAGAGACAUUCCCAAUCUUGAACCUCGACGCACACGGCCCAAGAAAGCAGUUUGCUACAAGUUCCCAUAUUGCACUUGCAUGUGGAACGGGGAUUACGCCCCCUGCCAGCGAGAGUGA
Fusarium vanettenii 77-13-4 is the source of this 1626-nucleotide messenger RNA. RefSeq lists its product as uncharacterized. Bases 1 to 1626 code for a protein of 541 amino acids. The transcript is spliced from 3 exons. NCBI's taxonomy places the organism in Eukaryota, Fungi, Ascomycota, Sordariomycetes, Hypocreales, Nectriaceae. The record is from RefSeq and is a predicted model, not a curated record.